Messenger RNA from Rana temporaria (common frog), 2687 nucleotides. RefSeq names its product septin-2. The record is from RefSeq and is a predicted model, not a curated record. NCBI's taxonomy places the organism in Eukaryota, Metazoa, Chordata, Amphibia, Anura, Ranidae. The transcript has 13 exons. Gene Ontology annotation, cellular component: synaptic vesicle; septin complex; septin ring. Gene Ontology annotation, biological process: cytoskeleton-dependent cytokinesis; regulation of exocytosis; cell division. Gene Ontology annotation, molecular function: molecular adaptor activity; GTPase activity; GTP binding. The coding region runs from base 114 to 1163 and encodes 349 amino acids.
GUGGGAGGGGACCGGAUUCCACAGCAGAGCGGUACAGUGAUAGAAGCUGAGGGAGCGGCGGAAGCUGGGAGUUCUCCUACUUAGGUUAAAAAAAACGAUUUACCUGACGCAGUAUGUCUCAAACUGGAGAAAAAGUAAAGUUUUCUGACUCUGCUGGCUAUGUUGGAUUUGCCAACCUUCCCAACCAAGUUCACAGAAAAUCAGUAAAGAAAGGGUUUGAAUUCACCCUCAUGGUGGUUGGUGAGUCUGGAUUGGGAAAAUCAACACUCAUCAACAGCUUGUUCCUCACUGACCUGUACCCAGAGCGAUAUAUCCCAGGAGCAGCAGAGAAAAUUGAAAGAACAGUUCAGAUCGAAGCCUCCACUGUAGAAAUAGAGGAACGUGGGGUAAAGCUGCGCUUAACUGUAGUGGAUACUCCAGGCUAUGGUGACGCCAUUAACAGUCAAGACUGUUUCAAAACAAUCAUUCAAUAUAUCGAUAACCAGUUUGAGCGCUACCUGCAUGAUGAGAGCGGCCUGAACAGACGGCACAUCAUUGAUAAUCGCGUUCACUGCUGCUUUUAUUUCAUCUCCCCUUUUGGACAUGGAUUGAAACCGUUGGAUGUGGAAUUCAUGAAAGCUCUUCAUGGAAAGGUUAACAUAGUGCCUGUUAUUGCUAAAGCAGACACCCUGACCUUGAAGGAGAGAGAGAGGCUUAAGAGAAGAGUCCUAGAUGAGAUUGCUGAACAUGGAAUUCGAAUCUACCAACUACCUGAUGCUGACUCGGAUGAAGAUGAGGAGUUUAAAGAGCAGACUCGAGUUCUGAAGGCCAGUAUCCCUUUUGCAGUCAUCGGCUCAAAUCAGCUUAUUGAGGUGAAAGGGAAGAAGAUCCGUGGACGGUUGUACCCUUGGGGUGUUGUAGAAGUGGAGAAUCCAGAACACAACGACUUCUUGAAACUUCGUACAAUGCUGGUGACACACAUGCAGGACCUUCAAGAGGUCACACAGGAUUUGCACUAUGAAAACUUCCGCUCUGAGAGAUUAAAACGUACUGGCAAGCCUGUCGAAGAGGAAGUACUAGACAAGGACAUGAUUCUACAGCAAAAGGAGGCUGAGCUUCGGAGAAUGCAGGAGAUGAUUGCUCAAAUGCAAGCUCAGAUGAGGAUGAAGCCUGGGGAUGAAUGACAGCCCCCUUUUAAGGUUCCUGGAGCAGCAUAAACCCUUUUGCCGCAGAGGAAAACCUGGGCCCAAGAUGCUAUGCAACUGGCCUGGACCUUUAUCAUUUCUUCCCCCUUUUCUGUCUUUGCUUAUUUCUUUAAUAACCCUGUAACUGGUUUAUGUAUAUUUUUAUAUUCACCUAUUUGAUAUUAAUAUUGAGCUUGUAGUUCGAGUACAGAGAUGCCUGUGCUCAUCGUAGAACUUUUAUUUCUCUUAUCUCUUUUUUCAAACAGGAAGAUGUAUGUUUAGCUGCCAGCUGUGUGUAUUUGCACUGCCCUUUUAUUAUCACUAGCUCUGGAAAAGUCACCUUUCUUUGCACUUUUCUUCUUACAAGAACCCUUUGUGCCAGAGACAUGAUUAGGCUAUUUGUCACUGCAGUUACACAUAGGGUAAUACUACUUUUUUAACACUAUGAAUUUAAAUAAAAUGAUACUGGCAGAGCAUGUAAGGUACGAAAAGUUUUAAGUCAUUUCUGUCCAGUGAAAUGGGAGCAUUGUUUUUAUAUACUAAUGGUACCGGACCUGUAAGAAGUGCCUUCACUCAGUGAAAGCUAGCGUCUGAUUGUAAUGCACCACAGCAUUGUGUAUGACUUUAAUAAGCUAUUCCUGUUAAACCAACUAGUGCCUUAAUUCUGUUGGACUGAUUCAGUUCAACUCCAUUAAACAAUGAAGGAUGUGCUGUACUUUUUUUUUUCUUUUUCUUGUGUACAACUGUUAAUGUAAUCUCUGGAUUAUCUGCAAUAGAGAAGCUUCUUGCCAUAGGCACUGAAGGAGUACUGUAAGGGUAAUUUGUACCGUGGUGAGAAAUAUUCUGACAUGGUUAUCUCAUUCCACAUUUUCUCUUUCUAGAAGAAUCAUAAAUAACAGAUGUGUUAAAAAUGAAGAUAAAGAUCAGGCAUGCCACUGUGAAAGCACUGUCAGUAUCUUGCUCACUACAGUUGUUUCUACGCAGGUUUCGAAUAUCCAGGCUUUGUAAAAAGUAAGGAAUAAAGAUCCAGGCUGUGAGGUCUUGAGCUGGACGAUUGUUACACACAAAGAUUGUCAAAUAUUCAAGAUUUAGUUCAAAGUUACUAUUGGGCACUUGGCAUAAUAAACCAAAUAUGAAAGUUUUUCAUGUGAACGUUUGGUAAAGUAUUGUGGUUAUAUUAGAUUUACUUUACAUAUGUAGUUGAAGUAUAAUACAUUCUUACUUUGUUAAAGAGCAAGUCUCACUUUCCGUUCUCCACACUCCAUAACAAAGUAUUGUUUUCCUAUCAAGCCUGAGUUUUACAAAUAACGUAAUAUUCCUGAAGAUGGUUCAGCUUCUCUCUGUGUGUGAAGGUCUUAAGAGGAGAGAAUUUACCUUGGCAAGCUUUGACUUGUUAUGUAACGCACAUUCCAUCUAGGUAGACUAUUUUUUAGCAGGUGCAAAACCUUAAUGCAUGACCUCUCUGCUGUCUUAUUUUAAACUCUGACAGAAGUUAUAUCUAAUAAACUGUACAGACAACUCCAA